AUGGCAGAGAAGCUCAAAUAUCUGGACCUUUCAUAUUGUAAAUCCUUGGAAGAUACGGACUUCCUCUCAGCUUUUAAGAAGUUAAAGGUACUCGUCCUCAAUGGGUGUAAUAGACUGAAGCAAAUUGACACUUCCAUUGAAGACAUGGAGGGCCUCCUUCGUUUGGAGCUGCGUGCGUGUUUCUACCUCACGGAGCUUCCAGCAAAUAUAGGUAAAUUAAAAGCAUUACAGCAACUCGAUCUUUGGCAUACUAAAUCCCUUUCUGCAUUACCAAAUAGCAUAGGGUCUUUGGAGAAUCUAGAGAUUCUAGAGAUUUCUGGAAGUGGUAUAGAAGAAUUGCCCAACGGUAUUGGAAGUUUGAGAAAGCUCCGAGAGUUACGUGCUUCCUAUUGCAAUAAUCUGAAAGGGAUAAUGGUAGAAAGCAUAUGUAAUCUUUCUUCCCUACGACGGCUUGAUUUUCUUUGCUGCUACAAGCUCCAAUCGCGCCGGACCUUCCUUCGGCUUAACAUAUUUGGGCAUCACUUGUCAAAGUCGCAAAUUGCCUUUGCUUUCCCACUUGGCCCAUCUCAAGGAACUAUGAGUUCACAAUUGUGGAUUUCUCCAGUGCAUCCAGGAGUUUCCAUCAACGCAAUUAAAGAGUUAGAAUGCUCCCAACUGACGGACAUUGAAGAAUCAGAAUCACCACAAUCCCUAAACACGCCCUUCAAGUUGGAAUUCUUGCAAUUCUUGAGCUGUGGAUCUGUCGAAACGCUGGACGUUUCACAGUCAGUCCAUCUAAGGACAUUAGAGGUUGACCGUUGCAAGAAUCUACUUGAAGUUGGAGUUCUUGACAAAUUGAUAUAUUUGGAAAGCUUGAUUAUCGGAUUCUGCUAUUCAAUUAAACGGUUGGACCUUCCAAAAUUCGAGGGUUUAAAGAAAUUGAAUGUUUAUAGCUGCAACAAAUUAGCCAAAAUUCAAGGCCUUGAUAGGUUGGAGUAUUUGGAAAGGCUAGAUAUCGAAAAUUGCGCUUCAAUUAAAAGGCUAGACCUUCCAAAAACCGGGAGGCUUAAGAAAUUACAGGUUUGGCACUGCAAAAACUUAGCCGAAAUUCAAGGGCUCAAUAGUUUGGAGCAUUUGGAAAGUCUAAAUAUGUCUAGGUGCACUUCAAUUGGAAGGCUAGACCUUCCAAAAUCCAUAAGUAUGAAGAAAUUAGAUGUUGAUUGGUGCAAGAAAUUAGCUGAAAUUCAAGGUCUCGAUAGGUUGCAGUCCUUGGAAGAACUAGAUAUCUCUUGGUGCGCUUCAAUUGAAAGGCUACUCCUUCCAAAAUUCGGGAGUCUGAAGAUAUUAAAAGCUAGAGACUACAAAAACUUAGUUGAAAUUCAGGGCCUCGAUAAGUUGGACUUUUGGAAGAACUGA
Molecule: messenger RNA, 1395 nt
Organism: Eucalyptus grandis
Lineage: Eukaryota; Viridiplantae; Streptophyta; Magnoliopsida; Myrtales; Myrtaceae
Product: putative adenylate cyclase regulatory protein
Exons: 1
Coding region: 1-1395 (464 amino acids)
Source: RefSeq, a predicted model, not a curated record